GCCCACCUCCCCUUAAGGAAAAAAAAAAAAAAACUCAACAUGGCAAGAUCGAACUGAUUUGGAUGAGAGUCACAAGGAAACACAAAGACAGAAGCAGAAAAUCCUCAAAAUAAUAAAUUGGAAGUGAAGUGGAGCGAAGAAGGUUGAAAGAAGGAGAUUUGUUAGAAAAAUCUACCAAAAAAAGAUGGUAUUCAGUGCAACAGUGGUAGGAGCACUGUUGGGGCUGGGCACCCAGAUGUACUCCAAUGCUCUCCGCAAACUUCCUUACAUGCGCCAUCCGUGGGAACAUGUGGUGGGCAUGGGAUUAGGAGUUGUUUUUGUGAAUCAAUUGGUCAAAUGGGAUGCUCAGCUUGAACAAGACCUUGACAAGAUGCUUCAGAAAGCUAAGGAAGCCAAUGAGCGCCGUUACUUCGAUCAAGAUGAUGAUUAGCGCAUCUGGAUUGAUGUCCUUUGGCAUAGACAGCCCGUUUCUUUUGUUGCUGUGCUAGAAAUCUUGUGAGAUGUUUUUCUUGCUGUUGCUGCAAAUGAGAUUUAGGAUGCUUUCAUAAUGUGGACAGCAUGGAGUUGGAUCUCCAAUAAUACCUUGAAGCAAUCUAGUGAUUUUCUCCACUGGAAUACAGUUUUUAUUAUGAUUUUGCAAUGCUUGUCAUGAAUUUUGGGUCCUUCAUACCUUGCCGCUUGAUCAAAAGUUUGGAACAGAUCACUCUUGAAAUAAGUUAAAUCUUGGAUUUGCCUUGGAUUA
This is a messenger RNA of Populus nigra (black poplar), 742 nucleotides long. RefSeq lists its product as uncharacterized. The transcript is spliced from 3 exons. The record is from RefSeq and is a predicted model, not a curated record. NCBI's taxonomy places the organism in Eukaryota, Viridiplantae, Streptophyta, Magnoliopsida, Malpighiales, Salicaceae. The coding region runs from base 185 to 430 and encodes 81 amino acids.